AUGCGGUAUCUUCAAAACGUGUACUAUGAGAUAUACGACCCCGAAAUAGACGAAGGGACUUAUUUUUAUUAUCAAGCCGCUGGUCGAAGUUUCAAAGUUGAAAUAUUAGCAGAUGCUUUUGAAGAUGGUGAAGACAGAAAACCAAAAUCUGCAUAUCUACUUCAUACAAAUUUAAUUGUUUUAGUUUAUUCAAUAGCUUCUUUAGAGUCUUUUGAAUAUAUUAAAAAAACUUUGGAAUACAUUAAAUUUGUUUUAAAAAGUGUUUCUUUACAGCCAUCUUAUCUUUUAUGUGCAACACAAUGUGAUAAAGAAGAAGAAAGAAAGGUAUCUCAAAAUGAAGCAUUUUUAUUCGCAGAAAGUUUAGAAACUAGAUUUUUCGAGGUGUCUUCAAAAACGAAUAUAAACAUAAAGGAUUUAUUUGAAGAAAUUGUCGUUAGAGCAUACGUACAAAAAUACGGAAGUUUUCCACCAAAAAUAGAAAAAAAGGUCAACAAAAAGGGAUGUUUAAUUUCUUAA
Messenger RNA from Entamoeba invadens IP1, 516 nucleotides. RefSeq lists its product as hypothetical. NCBI's taxonomy places the organism in Eukaryota, Evosea, Mastigamoebida, Endamoebidae. The transcript has a single exon. Gene Ontology annotation, biological process: signal transduction. Gene Ontology annotation, cellular component: plasma membrane. The coding region runs from base 1 to 516 and encodes 171 amino acids. The record is from RefSeq and is a predicted model, not a curated record. Gene Ontology annotation, molecular function: GTPase activity; GTP binding; GDP binding.